Messenger RNA from Exophiala spinifera, 480 nucleotides. RefSeq lists its product as uncharacterized. The record is from RefSeq and is a predicted model, not a curated record. NCBI's taxonomy places the organism in Eukaryota, Fungi, Ascomycota, Eurotiomycetes, Chaetothyriales, Herpotrichiellaceae. Bases 1 to 480 code for a protein of 159 amino acids. The transcript has 2 exons.
AUGCCGCUCGGCCGGAGUUCUCAAGCGGGGUGGUUGUGCAAACUGUGUCUGGCAGUGCAAGGAAACGGACUGCGAGCUGACAACAAGCCCAUAUGCAAGCAGAUGCCCAAGCCCGCGUCCCGAGCCGCCCGGGCCUGGAUGUUGGUUCAAGAACACGAGAUGGAUCCGGAUGUCGCCAUGGUGCAAAUCACGCUCGAACGAGGCCAGGAUUACAUUCGCCUGGCUGAGGAGUACAUCCGCGUCACGAUGGGGCAACCCUGCUCCCGACUGGGGUGGCGAUACGCCAAACUCGAGUCGCCGCACAUGAGCGUCGAGGAUGGCUCCAGAAAGACCCCUCGCCAGCGCCACGACUCUCGCCGUUUGACCGCUAAGGCUGUAGCAAAGAAGGCACUGCGGUCGGUCCGCUCUGCAAAGGGGACCACGCGAGCACCACGCAAGGGUGAUGAAGAGACAGGCAAGUUUGCACCCGACAAAGCCUGA